Messenger RNA from Oreochromis aureus, 3787 nucleotides. Its product is annotated as carbohydrate sulfotransferase 5-like. The record is from RefSeq and is a predicted model, not a curated record. The transcript is spliced from 3 exons. Gene Ontology annotation, cellular component: Golgi membrane. Lineage: Eukaryota; Metazoa; Chordata; Actinopteri; Cichliformes; Cichlidae. Gene Ontology annotation, biological process: N-acetylglucosamine metabolic process; sulfur compound metabolic process; carbohydrate metabolic process. Bases 347 to 1579 code for a protein of 410 amino acids. Gene Ontology annotation, molecular function: N-acetylglucosamine 6-O-sulfotransferase activity.
CAGCAGCAGCAUUUGACCGAGGAAGCGCAGGAGGAGAGGAGAGCUCCCCGGUGCUGGGACACUCAAAGGACUGUGGACACGGAUAACAACAGUGAAGAGGGAGUGUUCGCCCAGGGCACCAAACAGGCUAGGACCGCCACUGCCUAUAUAUCUGAACAGGAACUCAGGAGCAAUCCCACCCCUGAAGCACAAAGGCGUGGUUAACUGUUCACACACAGAGUGAGAGAGAAACAAGGGAAGCAGAAGCACACCACUCUAAAAACAAAAGAAACACGGCUUAAGACAAGAUUGAAGAGAGAAAGAUUCACACGAAGCACCAUUGUCUUGGCAGCAGCUGACAGCCACAAUGUUGCACUACAGAGUGAACCGCAACACCAUGAAGUUCCUGGUGAUUCUAUAUGGGGCAGCGUUGUUGCUCGUCUGCGGCUGGUACGUGCACCUCAGCCUCUAUGACCCACCCCCAUCCAAUGACAAAGUCCACAUUCUGCUGCUGUCAUCGUGGCGAUCAGGCUCAUCCUUCAUGGGCCAGGUGUUCAGUCAGCACCCGUCUGUCUUCUACCUUAUGGAGCCUGGUUGGCAUGUGUGGACCCAGCUGAAGCAAAAUGGUGCACAGGCGCUUCGAAUGGCAGUGAGGGAUCUCUUACGGAGCCUGUUCCACUGUGACUUCUCAGUGAUGGAGUCCUACCUUCCAGAGAACCAGAAAGAAAUGUUUAUGUGGAGUCACAGUCGAGCUCUGUGCUCGCCUCCAGUCUGUCCUCUCACCCCACGUAAUCAGCUCAGCAACCAGACACACUGCUUACAGAACUGUAAGCCUCGAGACCUGAAGACUGUAGAGGAGGUGUGUGGCUUUUAUUCUCAUGUGGUGUACAAGGAAGUGCGUAUCUUUGAGCUGGAAUCACUUUAUCCACUUUUGCAGGACCCAAACUUAGAUCUCCGCAUCAUCCACUUGGUCCGAGACCCACGGGCAGUGGUGCGGUCUAGGGAAGAGUCAGCCAGGGCCUUUGUCAGUGAUAACGCUAUCGUCUUGGAACAGAAACGCAUCAAGGAAGCAGAGAUACAGUAUCAGGUCAUGCAGGAGAUCUGUCGCAGCCAUGUGCGUAUCAACGAGAGGGCGGUCGUGAAGCCACCUCCAUUUCUAAAAGGCCGUUACAAAUUGGUUCGCUAUGAGGAUGUGACACGCAACCCACUCCAGGAGAUCAAAUCCUUGUAUCAGUUUGUAGGUCUGGAGAUGACCACGCAACUGGCCACAUGGAUCUAUAAGGUGACCCACGGAAAAGGGAAAGGCUCCAUUCAAGAGGCUUUCGACAUCACAUCGCGGAGUGCCACUGACAUCUCUCAGGCUUGGCGCACCAUGCUGCCACACAACACGGUCAAACGAGUACAGGAAGUGUGUGAAGAGGCCAUGUCUUAUCUCGGGUACAGGACGGUAAACAGUGAAAUAGAGCAGAAGAGUCUCUACGUAGAUCUGCUGGUACCACGAGAACAGCUCAGCUGGUCACAUGAUAAAACACCACAGCUGGACGACAGUUACAACACAAAGUCAAAGACUUUAUGGCAGAUGCACAACACAAAGAACUAGAUUAGGGUACCACAGACCGACUGUUAAAAACUGUCAUAAUAUCCAUUUUUAAAGCACAGACACUGUUAGUGGAGAGGCAAGAUUGAUAUGUGAAAAGGAAGCACAGUAUUCUGUUGAUGUACAUUUAGUGUUUGCAUGCCACGAUGAAAUAGUCCCAUGACUCAUUUCCUGAAGUGUCUGUAAAAGUAGACAAAGCUUUAAGCAGAUAAAGUAAUCUCACUUAAGUUAUUUAUUUAUUCAUUGCUGCAAAAUGAGAUUUGUCAAGCACACCAACACUAAAUCUAAAACCUGCCAGUACCCCAUCUGAUAUCCGUCUGAAAAUAAAUGCUGACAGUUAUACAGUCUUUUUCUGAUAAUACAGGAAUUAACUAUGAUACAUUAAUGAAAUCAAAUAUCUCUUGCAGUCUACACAGACAGAAUAACUUUACAGAAUAAACAUCACAGAACCUUUAAUCUGUGAUAAUAAAUCUAUCUUUUUCUGGUAGAAAAUUUUAUUCCUUUCAGAUUCUAAUUUUCUCCAUGAAAAAGGGGAAGAGACUAAGAGAAAAGGUAUAAAUCAACUACUGUUAAUUGUGUUUAGGGUGAUUUAAAAAAAAUGUUGAUACUGAUUUUUUUUUUAAAUGCAUGAAAAAUUUUCAAAGGUUUUUGUUAAAGAUGGACUUCAGCCACAACUUAAUGUGAGUUUUGUUUUUCCUUCAUGACUGAGUGUUCUGAGUGAAACGAUAUCUUCACUUGUACAUUUUUGGAAACCUGCUAUACUACUGUACAGAAGUGUUUAUAUUGUAAAAUAUUGCUUAUUUGACAUGAUAAACACUCAGACUGAGGGUUUAUUUGAUCAAUGGAAACUUGGGUUAUUCUACUCACUAAAAAAACACUGGCUUUGAAUCUCUUUUGCGCUGGUUUGGGUCUCUUUUGUAUGGAGCCCCGCAAGACAUUGCGAGAUCUCAUAAAAGUUUUGCGAGAUCCCAAAUUACUUUUGCGAGAUCUCGCAAAACUUUUAUGAGAUCUCGCAAAAGAUCCGGCUACCUUUUGAUAGCAGUUCUGUUUCUGUCUGUACUAUGGAGUAGACAUGGAGGAGGAUUUAGAGCAUUUACUGUGGUCAAGAGAGGUUUCACAAAAGGACAUCAUGCACAUGCAACAAGACAAAGUUACGGAGCCCCACAAGGGACAUUGGAGAAAAAAAAAUGUAGAUGAACUUUUGCGAGAUCUCGCAAAACCUGUAUUCUGAAUACCACCUUUUUAAACAUUAACUGUAACGCAAUACAGUUACUCAUAUUUUGUACUUAAAUACGUAACGUCGGUACAUACAUUCUAUUACUCCCCAACACUGUGGACCGGUACCGGUCUGUGGCCCGGUGGUUGGGGAACGCUGUGUUAGAGCCAUUUUAUGUUUUUUGGUAUUAUUGCAACUUGUCAGCAUAAGAGGGAGUAGUAAUGCAAUUUGCCACUCUCUCGGUUUGUAUUGAAGAGUGAAACAACUGAACACAAACAGGCAGUUACUGGUAUAGAAUAACUGUGUCAGUCAGUUCAAUGACUCACUGUGAGAAAAUGAGGUUUACUGUAGAGUAACGUGUGCUAUUAUUAGUUAUCUGGGAAAGUUUUGCCACUGCAGUAAAAUGUAUUUCUAUACUCUGUGAAGGACAGCAAAAGUAGGGAGGAACCUGGAAUAUGUGUUUAGUUUUGCAAUACAGUAAAACAACUUUCUUAAUACUCAUUGGACUGUAAAUGCAACAGAAGUAAUCUUUCCUAACACACGCAAAAAAACAAAACAAAACAAAACAAAAAAACUCAAAGAACAAACAAACCUGGAAAUACCUACUAUUGUAAAGGAUUUUUUCUUUCUUUUACCCAUUUUUUUCUGAGCAAUUUACUGAUCUUCCCUAAAUAAGGUAUAUGUAUGAUAUAUAGUGUAUCUUUAUUCACACCAGUUUAACCAGUUUUUGUUACAGCUCACUGAUUGCGCGCUGCUGAGAAAAAGACGCUCAGUUCAGUUAAUUUCUGCUCUGUUUCAUGAAAAUCCCAGUGUUAUUCAAGAGCAAUUUUAUCAGUCACAAAACUGACGCUGAGCCUCUUUAAUAUAACCAUCAUCUUUUUAACAUUAAAAGAAGGCUUGUUGGCAGUUGAUAGUAAAUCUGGCCCUAAAUGUUUCUUUAAAAUGUUCUACUUUUUGACAUGAUUUAAAUCAUUAAAGUAAGUUUAUAUCAAUAA